Molecule: messenger RNA, 564 nt
Organism: Ustilago hordei
Lineage: Eukaryota; Fungi; Basidiomycota; Ustilaginomycetes; Ustilaginales; Ustilaginaceae
Product: Coiled-coil domain-containing protein 12 (CCDC12)
Exons: 1
Coding region: 1-564 (187 amino acids)
Cellular component (GO): U2-type spliceosomal complex; post-mRNA release spliceosomal complex
Source: RefSeq, a predicted model, not a curated record
AUGUCAAUGGAAGCAUUCACCCAAGCACGUAGAGCCAAACUUGCCCUUCUCCGCGCACGUCGUUCCGCCGAACAAUCCGGCCAUACCCCGUCCUCCUCCUCCUCCUCCUCCUCCACACCUUCUCUACUCAUCAAACGCCAUUUCCGAAACUACGACCCGAUCACAGGCCAACUUAAACGUUUCACUUCCGCCCGCGACCUCCCCGAUACAGUAGAAAAAGACGUCUGCGGUCUUCAAGCUGAAACGAUCGCUGAAGAUGAACAAAGGAGAAGAGAAGAUCUACACCUCACAAAUGUCGCACCGAAACGAGCGAAUUGGGAUCUGAAAAGAGACCUGGAGAAGAGGUUGAGAAAGUUGCAAAGGAGGAAUAAGGAAGCGGCGAUUCUGUUGAUUAGGCAAAGAAUUCAAGGACAGCAGAAAGCGGCCGGGUUGGAUGCAAAUAGUGGCGAGAGCAAGGGGGAGAGUCUGACCCGGCUUAGUGCCGAGAUCGCUGCUAGUGCGACUAGCGAUCUGCUUCCUGGAAGGGACCAUGUGUCUGAGGAUGAGAGCCAGAGUGAUGGGUAG